GGUUUUUGUCCCUGCACAGGGAAACCUGUUGGGAUCUAUCCUUCACCAUCCGAUAUGCCAUCUGUCUACUGUGUAUACACGGACUGCACAAUAGUGGGUUUAUACGUUUAUACUGGUUUAUACAAUUCAAUUGUCCGUUAGAGCAACUAAAAGCAACUUAAUAUUUAUUUCAAAUAAUGAAUAUUAUGGAAGAGAGAAUAAAAAAAUGGAUUUUGUUAAUUCAGACAGAAGAAUUGGACGAAGUAAUAGAAGACAUUCAGAUAAGCAUUUGUCCAGGCCUAAUUAAUAAUGUAAGCAAAUAUGUUUUUAAACUGUUGUUACAUUUAUCACACACUGCGGACAAAUGCUGCAAACAGAACUGUGCUAUUGGCAUGCAGAUUUACAGAUUGACUUGUUUGUUAUGUCAAAAUCUGAUCAAAAUACCUGACAACAAUAAAUUUGUUUGCAGCUUAUAUCAUAUAGUUCGUUGUUUAUUAACUGUGCAUAUGUAUAAGGAAGCAUACAAGGUUUGUUGUUUUAUAAACACAGAAACUCUAUGCUCUUCUGAUUCGAGUGUGAACAAUAUACUAGUAAAAAUAGAUAAUUUAUGGCAUAAUUCUGUGAAUAAUGCAUGUAAUCUAUUAGAAAGAAAUAUUUUAAAUAUCAAGUAUUAUUAUGAACUACAAAAGAUUAUAAAACUUGAAUUGAAACUAAUACAAACAAUAUAUAAAAAUUAUACUAAACGUGUACUUUCGGAGAUAAGUUCAUAUCUAGAUAAAAUAGCAUUAAUAAGUAAAAAGUCGAACAUCUGUUUCAUGGAAUUUUGUGUGUUUGCGAGUGAAUAUCUGAGACAAACUAAACUGUUUCUAAAGGAAGAUGACAAACAUGUUAUAACUCGUUACAUGCUUCUCAUAAUGAGCAAAAUAGUGUGUGAGAAUGUUAAUGAACAAAAUCUGGAUUUUGUGAUAAACACUUUAGAUAAUUUAAGCAAACACUUCAAAAUGGUUCUAAAAGAAGACAAGGAAUGCUAUGAAUGCUACAAAUUGCUUGAAUCAUUUUGUAUGGCAGCUGUAAAACCAAACAACUGUUUAGUAAAAAAUGAUGCCAACAGUAUUCAUGAUUGCUGCUACAGUUAUGAAAGAAUUGCAAAGAAAUAUGAUUACUUAGGAUCUAUUAAAUGGCUUACAUUCGGUAUUGUUCAGAUUCUAGAGUCAUUAUUUCUAUAUUGGGAAACAUGUAUAAAAACGGGAAACAAAUCAUUUUUAGAAAAAGGUAUAUUAUUAGAGAUUAUGAACUUGGUUGUUUGUACAAGUAAAUACUUUAUGCAACAGACAUGUAAUAAGUGCAAGUCUUGCCAAAGUAAAGAGUGUAUGAUCAGAAAUGACAUAUACAAUGUGGUGGUAAUAAAAGCCAGAUGUGUCAAUUUAAUUAGCAAACUCUCUGCGGAUGAUUUAUCCAAGGACAUGUAUAGUCUUGCGCAAAAUUUCUUAGAGCAGAAUGUAGCUCACAUUUAUGAAAUGAAACAGUGUAACUGCAUGACCUGGCCAAUGCUGUGGUCCACGAAUGGUGCUUUGAUUUAUAAUUUAGGCAUAAUGGCAGGGAGUUUCUAUGAAGAAAGCGUAUCUCUGCUUUCUUUACUAUGCACUUCCAUCAAAGAGUUCGAAGGUAUUCAACAGAAAUCUAAAUAUAUUAGUCUUCAAAAUCCCAUAUGUACCACAUUGCAUAGACUAUCUUCUCUUCACUUUAAUCAUGGUAUGUACAGAGAAGCCAUGACUGCGUCAGCAUUAAAUGCUCUAUUAAGUUAUAAUGAUCCUGAAUCGAAAGCGUUUCGUAUGUGGGCAAAUAUUAAACAUAAAUCCAUAACUAAUAAGAAAAUAAUGGAAAUGACCAUAAUAUCUUGUUUGAAAUCGGAUGGGUCAAUUAUAGAACAAUUAGGAUUGUCUAUUAAAUUGUCGCAGUACGAUCUCAUUGAAAUAUGUUUAAGAGAAGCAAGAAGUUUACAAGAAGCAAAGGUUAAUCUUUCCGGCGCCAUUUGCAAAGUUUUGGACGAAAUGUUAAUGUUAAAAGCAACUCCAAUAUAUUACGCUCGUGUCGUUCAAAUGUUAGUAUAUCAUUUGCUACAUUUCGAUUACAAUGAGAACACUUUAGACUACCUAAAGCAAGCUAUUUCCAAUUUAAAACAGAUAAAGUCGAGUAAUUAUGUUUUAUGCUUACAAGCAAAUUUGGAAUUUUAUAUCUUUGUGGCACACUUGCAUGUUGCCAAUAAAAAGACUGAAAUAGAAAUGGAAAAUACGACAUUCGCGUUGUAUGCUCCAAAGAUAUCGGAAAUGGCAGAAAAUGACACCCAUGAUGUUGUACCAGCUUAUACUAUGAUAAAUAUUAAAGAAGAUUCCAAAAUGAUGAUGUAUUUGGAGACGGCAUUAAAGAAAUGGAAUAAAUGUACCAAACAAAAUUUUGAACAAAUUAUUGAAGAUCAUGAACGAUUGAUAACACUUCAUACAUUAAUAAUCGCCGGUGAAUAUGCUCGUUUAUAUCGUUAUGAGAAAUGUGAAAUCAAUAUAUGGAAACUUGCAUAUAAAUUAGCUUCAGUAUUACAAGACGAUCGAGCAAUCAUUUAUGUUACUGGUAGAAGCAUAUCGUUAAGGUACAUCAACCCAAAAUGGAUUACAACAGUCACGGAUCUCGCCAACAAAUAUAAAGAAACCAAGGAUGAAAACAUGAUCUAUGCAAUUGCUGUUUUUUGGAUAAGUUUAUCAGAUUUCUACUUUGAACGUGAUAUGUAUGAAGAAGCUAGAAAAUUACUAGACGAAUCCAGGAAACUACCAGGAGUCUGUUUCUUAUCUAACAUAGCUUUAAGUUUAUACAGCUUAGACAGGCUUUUGUACAAUUGUUCAUUGUAUAAAGAAGAUAUCAAACAUGAGGAAUACACACGUUAUGUCGUUGAAACUUUGUAUAGUCUGGUUAAUUUAAAUGAAGAAUUAUCUAAAAGGAAAUGGAAACCUCAAGAUAAGCAUCUCUUUGAUAUCGACAUAUUUUUGUCUGCGACGAUUAAUUUGUCCCUACGAUUAAACAGUUUACUAUCAUUUAGAGAAAUUGGUUCUCAUUUAGUACGACGGUUGAAGACAGCACAAUCUUUGGGAGCCACUAUGAGAGUCGCAGAAAUAUUGAAAUCUCUCUGUUACAUUGAUUUGUCUCGUUCACAAUUACAUGAUUGUGAAAUAAAGCUACAGGGCCUGGAACACAUCUUAAAUAUUGAAACGUUUGAAGCAUCGAUGAGUAGUAAUCCGAUAAAAGUGAUCACAGAAAGUGCAUUGACUCCGAUUCGAGUCGUAGAGCCUAUCAGAGAUAUUCCACGAAAUGAUACAUCACCAGUUUUAAGAAACAAAUGUUUCGAUCUUCCUGUGUUCAUGUGCCAUCAGAAUUGCAAUUGUUAUUUGUGUCAAAAUUUAUCAUACAAUUAUUUAGUAUUUGCGGGUACUCACAUCAGAGCCCAGUUGUACGCACUGCAAAAUAAUUUCACAGCCGCAUUAGAGCAUUUUACAGGCGCGUUUAAGAUAAAAGAGAGAAUAAUGAAAACAGAGAAAUGUAUGACUGAAAAUGAAAGGGAACAUUUCUCUUGGCAAGAACGUUUUUAUAGUACAGAUUAUAUUCUUCUAUUAAUCAACUUCUAUUCCUAUUUGAAAAAUUAUCUAAACAUAGAGCAAGAAAGAAAAAUGAAUCUUCUCUCGUUGGCAAUUGAGUUAUGCGACAAGUACAAACUUAAAGGACAUCCGGUUUAUAUGUCGGCAAAAGAAUUAAUUGCUGAUUACAGUUUCCAAAACAUAAUUAAUAGGCUGGACUAUUCAAUGUUUACAGUCCCCGAUGCUUCGGACAUUGACACAACGAAGUACGAACUAAAAGUAAGAACUGAAGACGCCAUUUGUGUUACUCCAAUCAUUAAUAAUUCUCAAAUACAAAGACCUACUACUCUGAAACGAAUUCGAAAUCCUCCUUUUUUGAAACUUAGUAAAGUUAGUAUGAACUUCAGUGAUGAUAGUGACGAUGAAGACAUUUCUUCACCGAAGUCUCAACAUCGAGGAACAAGGUCUCGUAACAAAUUAACGAAAAGAAAGAUUUUUAAUGAAGAAAAUUCAGACAGUGUGAGUAAAACGAAAGAAGGAACAAAUGAAUCAAGAUCUAGUUCGCAAAAGUUGAAGCAACAGAAUGAAAAUAUUGACAACGUUUCUAUGAAAGACGUUGUAAAUAAAGCUACAUCUUUGGUGCCCAACAUUUCAGACUACUUGCAUAAUUUUGCGGACGAGUUAGAGGAGCCCGCGACUAAUAGUAAUAUUCAAAAAUUAAUCAAGAAAAUAGAAACACUUAAGAUCAACGCAAUGUCGCAAAAAGCAACUAGAAGUACGCGACGUUCGAAGCAGGUGAUUUCAAUCGACUCUACUAAGAUCGAUGAAAUAAUUGCAUUAUUUAAAGACUUGAAAACCGAGAAACGGAAGGAUAACAAUUGUUUAGUCAGUGAAAUAAUAUCUGAUCAAAGGAGAACAAGUGAGGGGGAUAGCAUAGAAAUAUUGGAGGAAAUUAAUACCGGCAAAAAUACCAGAACAAGAAUUACAAGAAAAUCAUCGAAACAAAAUGUAAUAACUAGGGAGGCACAAUACAAAAGCUAGAAAAUCUAAGUAGAAAUGAUUGUAAUAUUGCUAGUGCAAUGUUAUUGCCAAAACUGUAUUUUUAAUAAAUAAUUUAAAAGACUGUGUAUAAAGAGAAAGAAGACUAUGUAUUUAGAGUAGUCUGUAUAAGUAUGAAUUUUAUAAAGAAUUUCAGGAAGACAAAAGAUCUAAGAAGGUUUUAUAUGUCAGAUUGCCAUAAUUAUUUGUUUAUGACUUUAAAAAAUAGAUCGUCAAAGAGGCAAAAAAUAAGUUUUCCACAAUAUAUGCAUUGCACAUGAUUAAUUAAUACUCGAAGUAGGAACCGUGAAAGCAUAGAAUAUCAGAAAAUAUUUAUUAAAAUAUUUCACAUAUAUACAUAUUCAGUAAAAAAUCGGGAGUUAAAAUUACAUAAUGAUUACAAAUUAA
Messenger RNA from Megalopta genalis, 5045 nucleotides. RefSeq lists its product as uncharacterized. The record is from RefSeq and is a predicted model, not a curated record. Lineage: Eukaryota; Metazoa; Arthropoda; Insecta; Hymenoptera; Halictidae.